CCACCAAUGAGCUUGGGCCGCUGCCAGCCGCGGCAGCCCAAGUGCUUGCCAGGGGUGCAAGCAAAUGAAGCACAUCUGGACGGUUGCGUGACACUCCUUGAGGGCUGGUUCUUUCUCCCUGCAUUAGUUACCGAUCUACGCGCUCUUCCCUCCCUCUGGCCAUUUAAUGACUAAUUGCUACUCCCAAAGUAGAAAUCGAGGACCCAGAUUCAAAACUUUUCCAAGAGAAAAGCGACCGUACCUAAUGUAAUUUUCUUGAGUGUUUUAAAGCAACAGAACCAGCCCCAUCAACAAAAGCUCAGUUGUCUGGUUUUAAAUUGGCUAUAGCAACCAGGUGGUGAGGACUGAGUCGAAAAGAAACGGAGAAGUUAGGUGUAUGCUGCAAGGUGAUAUGAUCAUCUCCGGUUCUGCUGUGCUAGCAUAGGAUGGGGAGUUUCAGAGGUCAUGCUGUGCCUGGAAGUUUUUUCCUUUUCUUUGGUUUUUGGUGGAGUGUCAAGUACACACUGAAGUAUGUCUGCAAAAAGAACAAGAGGACCUGUUUCUUUGGGUCCAGAGCAGGAUUUCAACGCUUGGAAAUUAUCGAGGGCCUGGUCAAAAUCUCCAUGUCUUUAACUGGCAUGACAGCAGAGCAGUUUGUUCCUGAAGGGCCCCACCUGAACUUGUACAACUAUGAAGAGAAACAUUGGGUUUACCUCAUGAAUUGGCAGCAUGCGACCAUGUACUUCUUCUUUGGACUCUCUGGACUGGUUGACAUCUUGUGCUUUACCACCCAUGCACUGCCGGUUUCCUUAAGCAAGAUGAUGCUCUCAAAUGCCUUUUUUGUGGAGGGUUUUGUCUUUUACUUCCAUACCCAUGGCCGGAUGAUGUUGGACAUCUACAUUCAUCAUCUGCUUUUUCUAUCCAUCACUGGUGCAGCAAUCCUCGUAUUCCUGGAAUUCUUCUUUCGGAGCAACAUAGUUUUAGAGCUCCUCCGGUCAAGUUUUGUCUUGCUUCAAGGUAGCUGGUUUUGGCAGAUUGCCUUUGUAUUGUAUCCUCCCAACGGGGGCCCUGAAUGGAAUCAAACGGAUCACGGCAAUAUCAUGUUUCUGACCAUAUGUUUUUGCUGGCAUUAUGCAUUCACUUAUUUCAUUCUGGGUGUGAAUUAUGCUUUUAUCACCUGGUUAAUUGGAUCAAAACUUAAGAAGACAUUUCCUGCUGAUAUGAGAUUGCUAAAAAACACUGAACGAGACCAAGAAUCAGAAGAAGAAAUAUAAUUUUGCUCAGUGCCCCUAUUUUUCCAGUUAGACAUCUUACCCUUAGGUUGAUCUUCACUUGAUGUCUGUAAACAUAGUUUGUCUGUGUUUGUGUCAUUAUUCUUGUUCUCCUUUAUGCGACUAGCCUCCACAGUAAAGGUCAGCCUCCAAGAUAGUUUAUCUUGUUCUUUUAUGCCACUGGCUCUGUAAGGGUCAGUCAGCGUACUGUAUUCUCUCACCUUGCUACAGAAUUUCUAUGUGUUUGCUUUUGAGAGUGGUUCACUUUGCACUUUAAUCAUAGAAUCUGAGGGUUAAAUGGCAUUUACCUGACUAUUUAGUCCAUCUUCCUAAUGUUUGAUGUUGUUGCCCAUGGAAAAAGAUGUAUAUUAUUUUGAGACGGGCUUUGAUUAUUUGAGCUAAACUUGCAACCAUUUGUAACUUAAUAAACAUGGAAUAUAAAGGAAGCAUGGUGGAGUGGAUAGCACUCUGGUCUUGGAGCCAACAAGACCUGGUUUUGUGUCCCACCUUAGACAUAAACUGCCUAUGUGACCCCGAGCAAAGUCUCUUUAACCCCUCAGUGCCCUGGACACUUCUCUAAGCUUGUAACACGGAGAAAGUGCUGAUGGGCCUUGGUAGAAGGAGCUUCCUUAUCCAAGAGUACCUAAGAGCUUGCAGAUCCAGGCAUGAUCUCCUCUCCUAAAUGUAGCAUUAAUGUAGCCUCCGUGCUAACAAGGCAAAGUCGUUUGGAGCAGAGAUGUUGCCUCUUUAUUGCCAGCUAUCCACUCUAUCAUCUGUUGGCCGUAGAUUGAACCCAAUGGAGAUAACACGACAUUCUCAAAAAAUAGCACCAUAGGUUGACGUGUGUUUAAAUUUAUUUGUGUAUUAAAAAACAAAACAUGGCCUCCAUUUCUAUGUCUUCUUGGAGUAGUAUUUAAGUCAGUUCCAUGAGGUGAGAGAAGGAAGCUGACUGAAGGAGGAUAAACCCUUCUUGGUCACUCCAGUGCUAGAGCUGCUUUGUGUAUAAAUUUGCCGAGGCUCGGGGACACAAGUUCGAGACAUUUUAUUUGACUUCAUUUUUCCAUGCCCUUGAUCUUCGAGGGAUUGACCCACCAUCAUCCCAAGUGUCGCCAUGAACUGGGGAUGUUUUCCAAAUCAGGUCUUCCCUCUGGUUCUGUGGACCGUGGACAAGAGGGAAAACAGGUAAAGUCUAAGAAGGCUAUAAAGGUGUGGAAGUUAGGAAGGACUUUAACUUGAAGGGCUCUGCAGUGACCAAGGCUGGGGAUGAGGGAUUGAGUAAUUGCUGCGGCAGUCCUUCAUUGUGGAGAAAAGAAAGGAAGCUUAUGGACAGUCUCAGGAGGAGGAAGACAUUUCAUAACUUCACAUCUCAAAUUCCAGACCUCCCAACAAGCCUGGAAGUCGGCCAUCGUCACAUAUGUACCGCCUUGAUGCUGGAUGGAGAGGAGAUGAUUCAAGUCAGUGGAUCAGAUGCACUGUCAAACUCACAAAAUAUUUUUUAACUGAGGAUUUAGAAAGAACAAACAUAGGGCAGCUAGGUAGCUCAGUGGAUUGAAAACCAGACCUAGAGUUGAGAGGUUUAGGGUUCAAAUUUGACCUCAGAUACUUGUUAGCAAUGUGACCCAUGUCAAGUCACUUGACUGCCAUUACCUAGCCCUUAAACUCUUCUGCCUUGGAACCAUUAAUCAGUAUCAAUCCUGUUAUAAGGGUUUUCUAACCCUUAUUGAUUAUUGGUAUUGGAUGGUAUUAUCACUCUAUUUUCCUGUGUUGAUAGGUGGUUGUUUUGAAUGUUGGAAAAGAUGGCAUCCCAAAAUCUUAAAAAUUCUGGCUCAGGCCAGCUUAUAAGAACUACUUAUUGGAAGUAUUUAAAAAUUUGGAAAAAGGGAAAGAAAAAGGAAACAAGUAAGAAUAUAUUUAUUCUAAAUCUAAAUCUUCUAACUGUACCUCAUAGGGUUUGCAAGAAUCUGCUUCUCCUUGAUACCAAUCAAGGCUAACUUAAUCUUCCUAUGAUCUCUAUUAACCCAAUUUCUAUCUAUUCUAAAACUAAAAAAAUUACAAAUUUUAACAGUGGGAAAGAAUUGAUUUUUUUCCUGCUGAUUAGAUGGGCAAAACCAGCAAGCCAACAUCUUCUAAUCUUUGCUCCCUUUUGCCACCACUGGCAAAGCAGUGAUAUUUCACCCCAAUCUUCUCCUUACUUGGAUAACUCUCAAGUAGAAAUUUUACCAGAUGUUCUCCAAUUUCUAACUUUUUGAGCCAGAACACUCUGGAACCUCCUUCCUUGAAUCAGGAUAGACCAAUAGAGAGUGUAUGAGAGUUCAAUGGUUUCAACUGUCCCUUUCAAGAACGUCUGAGAGAUUCUUUUUAUUUCCCAUGAUCCUCUCUUGAAAAUUCUAUUUUAAAGAAAUCCGCCUUUUCCCAAAUUUCUAUAUUUAUCUAUUGCAACAAUCCUAUUUCCUAAUUAACCAUUAAUUAACUCUUAAUGAACAAAUAUUCUAUUACAAUCCUAAGACAGAAGGCAAGGAUAAAAAAAUAAUAGAUACAAACCUAUAUUUAUGCACUAAUCCUGAGAGUUGUUCCAAGAUAAUUGGUCCAAGGAACAACUUGAAUAUACACAUAAUAAAAAAAUCAUGUAGAUACUCAUCAGGGUAUUUGGAAAAUCAGGACACAGUAAUCCUUUUCUUAUUUUGUGUCAUGUGACUUUAUCAGCCAAGUUCCAUGAUUUUGACUUAUUUGAAUUCUAUAAGUGUUUUCUGGUGUUGUCCAACUCUAGCCUCUGAAACAAACAGUAAAUUCAAACCGUACUGUAGUAGUUUUGUGAUUGUUGGUUAGAUUUUUAAGAAAGAAUAUUUAAUGAAAUAACGUUGAAUAAAUAAUACUGCCGGCUUGAGCUUAAAUAAUAGACAUUAUAGUAACAUAUUUUAGUAACAUGUAUUAAAACCCUUUCAUCUUAGAAUCAAUACUGUUUAUUGGUUCUAAGGCAAAAGAGUGGUAAGGGCUGGGCAAUGGGGGUCAAGUGACUUGCCCAGGGUCACACAGCUAGGAAGUGUCUGAAGCCAAAUUUGAACCCUGGACCUCCUGUCUCUGGGACUGGCUUUUAAUCCACUGAGCCACCCAGCUGCCCCAACAUAUAUAUUUUUUGAGAGCAAAAGGUAAAUAAGGCAUCUCUGCUGGUCCUUAGAUCACCCUAAGGUCUUGAAAGGACCUUCAAUUAUCUCUAAGAGUGGUCCAGUCCCCUCCUUUUAUUGGCCAUAAUAAUAACACUGAAUUCUCUUAAUUGUUUCAUAUAAGUUUUGUUUUGCCUUCCAAUCACAUAUUAGCUUUUUGAAGGCAAGGACCAUAGUCUCUUACAUUUAUAUAGUUCUCUGCAUGUUUUAUACCUUGAUGAUUCCAUUUUAAUCUCUCAGCACCACUGGGUGAUAGAUAGGAGAAGUAUCGGAGGCUCCAACCUUCUCAGUUGACCAUACUUAAGGUCACAUAGCUAGUAAGUGGAAGAGCUGGGCUAUGGACUCAGGGCAUCUGAUUUCAGAUCUACUGUUCUUUCAGCAUCGUGGAGUGGGAAAAGUGCCCAAAGCUCCUUUGUGCCCCUAGAUGCUUACUGAUGAUUUAUGAAGCCAUACUGUGCCAUACCUCACUCCAUUACAGCAAAUGAAUGAGUUACAGACUCUCCUCACCUUGGGGCCUCCAGGGACUCAGGAGUUCAGAGGAAUUCCAGCCCAAACUUGGAGAAAGGCUUUGGAGAAUCCUAGGCAGCAACAGCUGAAGAAAAGAGAGGUCCCUCCUGAGGAGGAAACUACUAGCAGCGGCAUAGUAGAGAUGACCACAAAGGAAGAGCCAGGAUUUGUCCCCGGAAGGCUUUGUAGCUUUGAGCACCCAAGUGACGCUGGUGAUUCCAUAUUUCCCGAUUAAGCAUGUUCCCUAUUUAUAUCCAUUCAUGUGUAUUCCCUGCACAUGUUCCUGUCUUAUGGCCUCUCCACUGGUGGUGCAGUACCCUGUGGCAGAGUGUACAUCUGUGUGCACAGGAGGUGAGGGAACCAUCCUUUGUUUCUUAUUUUGUAAUGCUGUUUGAUUAAACUUCCUUUGAUUUGAA
Molecule: messenger RNA, 5334 nt
Organism: Monodelphis domestica (gray short-tailed opossum)
Lineage: Eukaryota; Metazoa; Chordata; Mammalia; Didelphimorphia; Didelphidae
Gene: TMEM45A
Product: transmembrane protein 45A
Source: RefSeq, a predicted model, not a curated record